CCUUUCUGCUCGUUGCACCAACUUGUCACCAAAGAUGGCGAUUUGCUGAGUGCUCAUGGAUGAUACACACAUUUCACGGCUAGUUGUUAUCAUACCCGAAACUCCAACUUUAAAAACGGAUUAAGGCUUUACGGGCAGCAGUUUCUCCGUUCGAAGCACGCCAGUCACCGCUACAAUGCAGAUCACACUAAAAACACUGCAACAGCAGACUAUUCAAAUUGAGAUAGACCCCGAGCAAACGGUGAAGGCAUUGAAAGAGAAAAUAGAAGCAGAAAGAGGAAAAGAUAACUUUCCUGUAUCUGGGCAAAAGCUGAUAUAUGCUGGCAAAAUCCUGCAAGAUGACACGCCUAUAAAAGAUUACAAAAUUGAUGAGAAGAAUUUUGUAGUAGUGAUGGUGUCCAAGGCUAAGCCUGCAGCUGCUGCCUCGCCUCCACCCUCAGAAGUACCCAAGCCUCCUGUCCAGGACUCUGGCUCCACAUCUACAGCUGUCCCAGCUUCCAGCCCUGCCCCUGCCCCAGCCUUAACUCCAGCAGCUGUCCCCAUUCCUCCUGAGGAGGCCAAAGAGGAGCCAAGUGCUGCAGCCACAGAACCACAACAACCAGCCAGCUCCAGUGGUGGGAGCCAAAGCUUGGAUGCCUCCUCAACUUUGGUGACUGGAGCAGAGUAUGAGGCGAUGCUGACAGAGAUCAUGUCUAUGGGAUAUGAAAGGGAGAGAGUGGUAGCUGCACUACAGGCCAGUUUCAACAACCCCCACAGAGCUGUGGAGUAUCUUCUUACUGGUAUCCCCAGCAGCCCAGUACAGGAGACUAAUCCCCCAGUGCAGCCCCCCACCUCCGGACAAUCAGAAGCCCCGUCUCUAGCAGAAGGAGAUAAUCCACUUUCAUUCCUGCGGACUCAGCCCCAGUUUCAGCACAUGCGAGAGGCCAUCCAGCAGAAUCCUGCUCUCCUGCCUGCUCUUCUUCAGCAACUAGGCAGAGAGAAUCCUCAACUCCUACAGCAAAUCAGUCAGCACCAGGAGCUGUUUAUCCAGAUGUUGAACGAGCCAGUGGGAGAGGGAGGUAAUGUGCCCGAGGUCGGUGAGAUGGGGGCAGCGGGUGAAGAGGGCGCACCGGUCAACUAUAUCCAAGUUACACCUCAGGAGAAGGAAGCCAUUGAAAGGCUAAAAGCGUUGGGGUUCCCGGAGGCUCUGGUGAUCCAGGCCUACUUUGCCUGCGAAAAGAACGAGAACCUGGCAGCCAACUUUCUCCUCAACCAGGGUUUGGAAGACGAUUGAACGGUUACUGCCUUCCUGCUCCUCCCUUCCCCCCUCUCCCCUUCAGCUCGGAACACGGACUGCACCUCAACUCGACUGUACAGCCACCAACCUCAGCCCAGCAGGAGGGGGGGAGGGGAGAUGGGCGGGGUCACACUCUGACGUACACAAAGUGGGGGUUGUGCGCAGGAAGGCCAGACUCAGCGCGAAUAUGCGGGAGGUUCGUUUGGAGGUCGGGGUGAAAAUUUUUGUGGAGGAAUUUUGAAAUCCACGUGAAUUCCAAUGGAAUGUGUGGGGUUUGUUUAGGGGAGACCUAUAAUUUGAUUUUAGAUGCGCUUUCUGAAGAUUUAGGGAGGGAGUGACAGGGCUGAUGGGCUUGUGAUGAGAGUGUGCGCUUGUGUCUGUGUGUUUGUGCGUGCGAGUACAUGUCUGUGUGCCUCUGCCGAUGGAUGCGAUACAGUUAAGCAGAAAAACUAAUCAAUUAGCAUAUCUAAGUUUGUUAAUGCUGUAGCCGGAUCACACGGAUGCACAUUGUCCUUGCCGCACUUCCACACAAUCACCAGUGUGUGUCACUGCUGUUCGACCCUCUGUAUGCCUCAUGUACCCACGUCCAUCAGCAUCAUUAAAGAUGGACUUACCUGAUGUCCACGGCUUUGUUUUGGAGGAAGGAAAAAAAACAUCCCUCUGGUUUGCUUUAUGUCGCCCUCAUGUGGCCUUCACUGCUGGCUGCAGAGUUUGGUGUGUUUACUGAAAACGUGUUUCUUGCGUGUAUACGUGAGUAAAUUAGCUGUUUUUAUUUAUGCUGAUUGCUUCUGGUGCUAAUUAACACUACUUGUAAAAAUCCACAGUGCAACACUGAAAUGUCAAAUUUUGUCUUAAUUAUCAUUAAUUAGCUGAACGGACAGCUCAUCACACGGUCAGACGUCUGGUCAGUUUAACACAGAGUUCCUUAAUGAACUCAGACGCCAUACACACGGGUGAUACGUGCAUGCGCUUACAACAUGAAUCUGUCAGAAACAUCCACACAUGCAUGAGGAAUAAACGUUUUGUGGGGUUGUGUGUUUACUGAUGUGCAGCUUUUAUGCUUUGUACAAACAUAUUUGAGGCAGAGAAAAAGCUUAUCUUUACUUUGUAACUUGUAAAAAAUUUAGGUUAAGAUCUGUUUUAAACAUCGUGAGCUGUGCACGACUCUCCCGUGGAUCCAAAAUGACCAAACGCCUUUACAGAUUUGCAAACCUUUGAAAAAAUCUUGUUCUUGCAGUUGCUGUCCGUUCAGCCCCAAAACCGGCUUAUUUUCUAUUUUGACACAAAUCAUAUGAAGGCUACAGUAUGCACAGAGGCGCUGCAGUGCACACAUAAAACUGAAUUAAAGGAAACCAAGACAAAAGCAGAUCUAGUGCUCCAGUCCCAAAGAGGUUUGGGGGCGGGAAUCCAUAUGAUGGAUGCGGUUGUGAGAGGUAUGGAUGUGCGUCAAGGCCGGUUCGACUGCAAAUGUUCCCAUCUUAACGAGAGUCCACAGGAAAAACAAAAAAUAAAAAAAAAUGUCUCCAGUUUCUGUGUGUGUGUGAAGGCGGUUUGUUGGGAUAACUGUCCUACAGCAUCAACAUGAUCUUGGACUAUGCUGUGCUACAUUAAAUAUCAGCAAUCUUUCA
Thalassophryne amazonica is the source of this 2904-nucleotide messenger RNA. RefSeq names its product RAD23 homolog A, nucleotide excision repair protein a (gene rad23aa). NCBI's taxonomy places the organism in Eukaryota, Metazoa, Chordata, Actinopteri, Batrachoidiformes, Batrachoididae. Bases 176 to 1273 code for a protein of 365 amino acids. The transcript is spliced from 9 exons. Gene Ontology annotation, cellular component: cytosol; nucleoplasm. The record is from RefSeq and is a predicted model, not a curated record. Gene Ontology annotation, biological process: proteasome-mediated ubiquitin-dependent protein catabolic process; nucleotide-excision repair. Gene Ontology annotation, molecular function: polyubiquitin modification-dependent protein binding; ubiquitin binding; damaged DNA binding.